This is a messenger RNA of Aspergillus steynii IBT 23096, 2217 nucleotides long. RefSeq names its product SH3 domain protein. Gene Ontology annotation, cellular component: cell tip; microtubule cytoskeleton. Bases 1 to 2217 code for a protein of 738 amino acids. NCBI's taxonomy places the organism in Eukaryota, Fungi, Ascomycota, Eurotiomycetes, Eurotiales, Aspergillaceae. The record is from RefSeq and is a predicted model, not a curated record. Gene Ontology annotation, molecular function: protein binding. The transcript has 7 exons. Gene Ontology annotation, biological process: establishment or maintenance of actin cytoskeleton polarity.
AUGACCCGGCCCCGAAUUGUACGAGCUGACACCCUUGACCUCCAAGACCAAAACGCUCCCUCGGCGAAAGAUCAUUCCAAACACCCUGACACCCAGGCGGGCAUAGCCCCCCAUCAGGAACAAACCAUCCGCCAUGCCGACCAGGAUUCGCAAUCAGAGAUGAAGCACGGUCCUGGCGCCGAUGGACAGCCGCUUGACAACCACCCCGACGGCAUCGACAUAUACGACGAUGACGACGAUGAUGACGCGGACGAUCUGGAUGGACACCAUGGCGAUAUGGAAGAUGAUCUAGCGGAUGGAGAGAGCGAUGAUCUCAUGGAUGAUGAUUUGAUGGACAAGAUCUCAAGUUCUCCGUCGAUCGACGAUGAAGACAUCAAUUUCGAGUUCGUUUAUGCGCUGCAUAAUUUCGUCGCAACGGUAGAUGGUCAAGCCAACGCGGCAAAAGGCGACACAAUGGUUCUACUGGAUGAUAGUAAUAGCUACUGGUGGCUGGUCCGAAUCGUGAAAGAUGGCAGCAUUGGAUAUCUUCCCGCCGAGCAUAUCGAAACCCCAACUGAACGACUUGCGAGGCUCAAUAAGCAUCGAAACGUUGAUCUUUCCGCAACCAUGCUAGGGGAUAACUCGGAGAAAUCGAAGAAUCCGCUCAAGAAAGCCAUGCGCCGGAGAAACGCGAAGACGGUCACCUUCACCAGCCCCACCUAUAUCGAAGCAUCCGAUAUUGAGUUCUCCACCGACGAUGAACUCGACGACGGCGCCUCAUUCAAUGACGAGGAUCUAGCGCGCGAAGACGCGGAAGAUUUGCAAGACGGCCAUACCGAAGAUAUUGUGGUUGAGCCUCUCAGACCGAAGUCGCAACGGGACAAAGAAUCGGACGACGCCGAAGAAGACCAUGAGAUACAAGAUUCCGAACGAGUCAGCCCUGAAAAGCAACGCCCCAGCCAGGAAUUGCUUGAGGUUGAAAACGACAAUGUCAGCCGAUCAAGGAAUGGAACCGUUCGGAAUACCGAUUCAUUCUUUAAGGACGACUCCGUCGAGACCAAGAAGAUCUCUCUUACGCCCAAUCUCCUUCGCGACGAAAUCAAUAACAAUAACGGAUCGCCGACCGAAUCAAAGGAGAGCCGUGGAAGCAUGGAAGCCAUCGAUAAAGCGCUUAGCGCAUACGACAAGGGCAAAGACGAUAAGAAACGCAAAGACAAGAAGCCCGGAAUGCUUAGCGGUCUAUUUAAACGAAAAGACAAGAAGACCCGGACAGCCGAGGAUGACGGCGAUGAGGCCGAAAAGACCUCUAGCGAGCUGUCUCGAACCUCGCCCCAGCCAAAGACAUCUUCGGAGUCUGUGUCGUCGCCAGAGUCCCGGGCUCCCAAACCUUUGGUCGUCCAAAGACAGUCGAGUAAGCUUCAGAAACAACCACCAGCGGUUACCUCGCCCACAAAACAAGAUUCACAACAAGAUUCGGUGGCGCAAGAGCCCGUUGAAAACGUCAAAGGAGCACCGCUCACGGAAAAACCAAAAGCAGAUCAAACGAUUCGACAAGUUGCGCCCGACGAUGACUCCCCCCGAUCCCCCAUCACGAAGCCCUUUCAACCAGACGUUCGAAGUCUCUCUUCUCCUACCGGCUCGUCCAGUCCGAUCAAGAGGCCUAGUCCCACUCAGCUUAGCGCGAACGAUGUUGCGGAGUCGCCAAUCGAACCCUACGGAGCACGACAAGAGAGAACGCCAUCCGUCACCUCUCCGCCGCAGAAAUUCCCACCCACCCAGAGUCUGGCUUACCGAGACCAGCGAGGGGAAUCUCCCGUGGCUGUCUCACCAUUGGACGUUCAAGCUUCGCCCAACACACCCGGGCUUACAACGGAUCUCUCUUCGCCAGGGGGGCAGUCUUUCUCCCCAGUGUCUCCCCCUAUGUCUCCUACUAGCAAUCUCCGCGGUAGCAAAUCGCUCGAUGCACCUUCGUCGCCGCCUUUUGAGACAAUGUCUGUCGGAACCCCAACCUGGAGCGACGCCAGCUUGCGCUCGUAUUUGGAUGACGACAACGAUAUCCGUGAUCUGUUCUACAUUGUCCAUGAUAAUUCGAAUGUUCCCCCUGCCGGCCCCGACCACCCCAUUACCGGUAGUCUGUUCAAAGACGAGAGCAAGCGACUAAAGGAGAUGAGUGCCCAGUUGGAUUCAUUGUUGUCUGAAUGGGUUGGUCGGAGAGGACAAGUCCCGGCCAGCAAGUGA